Durio zibethinus is the source of this 1316-nucleotide messenger RNA. RefSeq names its product expansin-A10. Lineage: Eukaryota; Viridiplantae; Streptophyta; Magnoliopsida; Malvales; Malvaceae. The record is from RefSeq and is a predicted model, not a curated record. Gene Ontology annotation, biological process: plant-type cell wall organization. Gene Ontology annotation, cellular component: extracellular region.
UUGGUAGUCUUAACUGGAACAUUUGCAUGUGCAGACUUUGAUCCUUGUAUAUGACCUGAAAAUUUGAAAAUAUGUUGUCGUGUCCUUGGCUUUUUUUCUUCAACGUGAGGAUUGCUUGCUUGUCUCUUCUUCCUAUCCAAGUCCACAUUGCACCGGGCCCCAUUCUUUUUACUUUAUUUCCUAUAUAAACCCUCUCUUCCUUCCCUAUGUCACAAGCAUCCAGCACUAAACACACCAGCUUUUUAAUUAGCCUUUCUCUCCCUCGCCGCUCACUUCAACUAGUAUUAUUCACAAUGGCAAUAGCAGCAUUGUCUGCAACUUCUCUUCUGCUUUUUGUCUUUAAUUUUUGCCUGCCUGGUGCCUUUGGUGACUAUGGGGGAGGAUGGCAAGGUGGCCAUGCUACAUUCUAUGGUGGUGGUGAUGCAUCUGGCACAAUGGGAGGUGCUUGUGGAUAUGGCAACUUAUAUAGCCAAGGCUAUGGAACUAACACUGCGGCACUUAGCACUGCCUUGUUUAACAAUGGAUUAAGCUGCGGUUCUUGCUAUGAAAUGAGGUGUGACAAUGACCCCAAAUGGUGCCUGCCUGGAUCAAUAACCGUCACUGCAACCAACUUCUGCCCUCCUAACCUUGCUUUGUCCAAUGACAAUGGUGGCUGGUGCAAUCCUCCUCUCCAGCACUUUGACUUGGCUGAGCCUGCCUUCUUGCAAAUUGCUCAAUACCGUGCUGGAAUUGUCCCCAUUUCAUUCAAAAGAGUCCCCUGUAUGAAGAAAGGAGGAAUCAGGUUCACAAUCAAUGGUCACUCUUACUUCAACUUGGUCCUGAUCACCAAUGUUGGAGGUGCUGGAGAUGUCCAUUCAGUCUCAAUCAAGGGCUCCAAUACAGGGUGGCAAGCAAUGUCAAGGAACUGGGGCCAAAACUGGCAGAGCAACUCCUACCUCAACGGCCAAAGUCUGUCAUUCCAAGUCACCACAAGCGAUGGCAGGAUUGUGACCAGCUACAACGUGGCACCAGGAAAUUGGCAGUUUGGACAAACAUUUGAGGGUGGCCAGUUUUAGAGUUUCAGGAAAUGGGAAGAUGUGUAUGUAAUAGCCAUUGUUUGAGACGGGGGAAGGUAUAAAAGGGAGAGUUAGGGUAGGAGAGGCUCAGUCCCACUAUGGCUGUCUAUUGCUGAGGUGGUAAAUUGGCACCCGCUAGGCCUUUAUAUAUUUUUACUCAAGGAUUGUGAGCUAUAGUUUUAAGUAAACAGGGAUAUUCCAUUGUUUUGGCUUUUGUUUAAUUCAUAGCCAUUAAUGAAUAUCAAAUUAAAGGUUUCUUCA